UUCAGUCUAAGCAAAGACUUCAGCUCGCAUACAUCAACCAAUCACAAUGAGUUUUGCAAACAAAGUAGUGUUGGUUACUGGAGGAAGCUCUGGGAUAGGAGCAGCUACUGCUAUCCUUUUCUCUCGAGAAGGCGCUAAUGUGGUUAUAGUGGGAAGGAACGAGACAAAACUAUCUGAGACAGCCAAAAAGUGCUCGGAUCCUUUGGUCAUUAAAGCUGAUAUCACCAACAUGGAAGACGCUAAGAGAAUAAUUGACGAGACGAUUCAAGCGUAUGGGAAGAUCGACGUCCUAGUAAACAACGCAGGAAUCGUGAGAGACGGCAACAUACUGGAUGAGAACAUUCUAGAAACCUUCGAUGAAUUGAUGGAGACGAACCUACGAGCGUUAUUCCACAUGACCCACUUAGCUGUCCCACACAUUAUUGAGACAAAAGGAAAUAUAGUGAACAUAUCAAGUAUUGCUGGGAAAAUAUACCCUGAUGCCUGUCUAAUGGCCUAUGGAGUGUCGAAGGCCGCAGUGGACCAUUUAACAAGAGGACUCGCUCUACAGCUAGCAAAGUAUGGAGUGAGGGUGAACAAUAUAAGUCCUGGGCCGACUGUAUCUGAUGUCUUGAUAAAUGCCGGCAAUGAUACACCUUGGGAAGCUUUAGCACCUACUUUGCCGCUUGGUAAAGUCUCUGACGCUGAAGAGAUUGCCGAUGUCAUACUGUUUUUGGCUAGUGAUAAAGCUAGGAGCAUUACCGGUGUUGAUUAUGUGGUUGAUAACGGAAAGAUGCUGACUAAGUAACUUUUUAAUUGUAUAUAUAAGGUGUUCUAAAAUUAUCUGCCACGGCUUUAAUGAUAGGGGUAGUGUUGUAUUUGAAGAUUACAAUAGUGAAGAAAUUUCGUACCCGUAUAAAUUAAAUAAACUUCGACACUACUCUGCAUAAAUUGGUCACAAAUACGCACGACGCGUCGCUUCGUCAAUGAUAGCAAUUGUUGACAGAGACAGUGAAAGAGACAGCUCUAUCGUAACAAACUCAUACAUAGUUUUUUUUUUUUAAUAAAAUAAAUACUCCUAAUUAAUAAUUUAUAUUUUACUAUUCUAUUCUGAUCUUCAAACACAGUACUACCUCCCAUUAAAGCCGUGGUAGAUAAAGCUCCUUAUAUAAGGCAAAGUUAUUAUUUGUGUGUAGCUUUAUUGAAUUUAAAUUAAGUUAUAACAUUACAAUGAAAUAAUGUUUAAACUUGUAGUGAAUCUGUAGUUUGAGUUUAGAUGUAUUGCACUUUAUUGAUGUCUUUCAAUUAAAUGAUCACAUAUUG
This is a messenger RNA of Spodoptera frugiperda (fall armyworm), 1302 nucleotides long. Its product is annotated as 3-oxoacyl-[acyl-carrier-protein] reductase FabG-like. Gene Ontology annotation, molecular function: oxidoreductase activity. Lineage: Eukaryota; Metazoa; Arthropoda; Insecta; Lepidoptera; Noctuidae. The transcript has a single exon. The coding region runs from base 47 to 787 and encodes 246 amino acids. The record is from RefSeq and is a predicted model, not a curated record.